Messenger RNA from Trypanosoma conorhini, 1002 nucleotides. RefSeq names its product ESCRT-II complex subunit VPS22. The record is from RefSeq and is a predicted model, not a curated record. Gene Ontology annotation, biological process: protein transport to vacuole involved in ubiquitin-dependent protein catabolic process via the multivesicular body sorting pathway. The transcript has a single exon. NCBI's taxonomy places the organism in Eukaryota, Euglenozoa, Kinetoplastea, Trypanosomatida, Trypanosomatidae. Gene Ontology annotation, cellular component: ESCRT II complex. Bases 1 to 1002 code for a protein of 333 amino acids.
AUGCGGCGCGGAAUUGGGGUUGCACACGUUCAGAGGAAGAAUGAGACGCAGCGGCAGAUGACUGAUUUGGGCGCCCAAAUCACGGCAGAGCGUUUGGGGCAAAUAGCGGACCAACUGGAGGGUUUUGAGGAAGCUUUGCGUUCCCUUGCGCGCAAGCACAGGGAUGAGAUUAGGGAGGACCCUAUCAUUCGCGCGCGGUUUCGGCAGAUGGCGGAUUCCCUUGGCAUCGAUCUUAUUUCCUCAAAGAAAAACAUUUUUGCCGGUAUUUUGGGUCUUGGGGACUUUUACUAUGGUUUGGCAGGGAAGGUGGUGGAGUCUUGCAUGAAGGAGCGGAAGUUCUGUGGUUCAUACGUUCCAUUAAAUCGCAUCGUGCAUAUUAUGAAGAGGCAGUAUGGCUCUCAGGGAAACGACGGGAGUCUCUGUGCUAUCACGGAGGCCGAUAUUUGCAUGGCCCUUGACAAGCUACAUGUGUUAGGAGAGGGCUACAACGUGGUAAAACUUGCUGGUGUGAGUUACAUUCAAACCACGCCUGAUGGAACGCGCAGCGCGGAUGACGCUCCACUGCUUGACUGCCUGCUGAAGAAGCGUGCGCAACAGAUUUCCCAUUAUCGGUCUGCUCAAGUAAAGAGCGAAUAUGUGUCUAACAAAGCGGUGCUUGGUGGUGUGAAUUCCGGCCGCGUGGGGGUCUCCCACGCGUUACUGGGCCCCGCUUUGUAUCGCGGCUCUGCUGAUGUUGAAACAGACGUCGAAACUGGCACAACGGAUAUCCCUCUUGAUGUGCAGUGUGUGGCGUUUAGGCAAAGUGAGCUUGAAGCCAGUCUUAUGUGGCGGUCUCACCGUGUUCAGGCUGUUCUUGAACGAAUGGUACAGAACGGGUCAGUGUGGAUUGACCAGCCGUCAACGAUUCGAGGGGAUGAUACCGAAGAGGCACCAAGAAAAAGCUUGAAGAGAGCGACAGAGAUGCAGCAGGCGGAAGCCGUGUACUGGUUUAUCAUUGUUUAA